Messenger RNA from Caenorhabditis auriculariae, 2647 nucleotides. The record is from the annotation of a GenBank genome assembly. Lineage: Eukaryota; Metazoa; Nematoda; Chromadorea; Rhabditida; Rhabditidae.
AUGAGCGACGGACCGCCGGCUGGCAAGAGGUCGCGACUCGAUGAGGAGGAGAAGCCAUCGGAGAUGCACGAAGACGCGUCGACGCAACUCGCCGCCUUGCGUUGCCUUGGAGCGCUGCCUGCGUCGCUGGGAGCUGAGUCGUCGUCGAGUGGCAACGGGUCGAGAGCCAGUCUUCGGCUGCUCAGCACCCAAGAGGAGAAGGAGCUCCGGAGGGACCGCGGCGAGCUCUUGCUUCGGCUCUUCCGAGACUCACCUUCGCUCGCGGUAAGACCGACAAACAACAUGUAGAAUCUAAAGAUAAUCGUCAAUUUACUAUCGAAAAAGUUUGGAGUUGGAGAUGCUCAAUUGGAAAGUUAUGAAGAAGUCGUGCUUAUUACAGAUUUGUGGUUUAGAUUUUGAAGACAUGCUAUCUCUCAACUCAAAGUUCGAAAAGAGUCUGAAAAACGACUGUGACUCACAUUAAAGAUGAUAAAAUCUUUUUCCUAUGACUCAACUUUGCAAAUGAUACAAUUAUCUUCAACUCCAAAAAUAUUUUUUCACCCAAAUUUUACAUUUUCCAAUAUUUCUGGCCCAAAUAUGGAUCCUCAUCGUCAAAAGAAAAGCUUCAGUUAAUGUUCAAGACCUAUAAAAUCUUAAAGUUAUUUUCCAGAGUACUUUAGGGUCUUAGGUGCAGUAAUAUCGAUGCUGUCUAACUCACUGAAUCUUUCAAACUUUUCCAGAAAUUUUUUGAAUCAUUUCUCCCUUAUUCAGCAUUCGGCGUCAGCUCGACGACUUGAAAAGAAUCAGGAACGAGCGGCGAUGUGGGAAAGCAUCACGGCCAAAGUAAACAGCGAGUUUGGCGACAAACUCGAAGUCCUGACUGUGGAGAAAGUCAAGAAACUACUGACAUACUACAAAAAGAAAGAGGACGGCAGCUAUGACAACAUGUAUGCUCCAUCGAACUUGUUCCUGUCAAAGAAAUGAUCUUCCAGAAGGCCGAAAACUGAACCUCCGGACGAGGGGACGUCGUCGACCUCGAUGGAAUCCGACUUUGGCUCUUCUUUGAACGAAGCCUGGGGUCGUAUCACCAUUGAGGAAAAUGCUGACAACAAGGAGCUUAUCGACUUUCUUGCGUUCGUUUCUUUUUAAUGAGCGGAAAUUUUCGGUUGAACUGCGAAAACCAUACAGCCCAAAAGAGUAUCCUGACUUUGUAACAAAAGUUUCAAAGAACAAAAUAAAAAUGAAAACUUCAUGGUGUUACUAGUUGAUUGAUUGACUUGCUCCAAUUCUUGAACACGAGAGAAGUCCAAACGACCUCAGAAAGGUCUCAAAAAGAACAUUCUAAAGUCAUUUUUCAGUUCGAAACCUUUUUCCGCAUUCUUCUUUUUUUUUUUGUCCUUUUUAGAACAACUUCAAAGAAAAAGCGUCUGUUAGGCCUUUCAGAAACCUUUUUUCCAAAUAUCACUUUUAGGUUUUUCUGGACUUCCAGUAAACUUGCUUCCCCAGGCCUCUCAGUUUUCAAAAUCGAAAAAUUUCAGGCUGAUGGCGUCGGAAGGAACGACGUCGCCGAGUGAAUCCUCGACUUCGAUCCGGACGCUGACGCCGACGACGGAGACCGGCUUCCAGCUGAAGAAAGACCGACACGACUACGUGGUGAACCUCGCCGAGCACUACAUGCAGCGGAUGUGCUUCGACAACUCCUCGCGGUGAGCCUGACCCCUCUGAACGACUCCAAUCAUCGAGACGGUCAGCAGGUCCGCGGCGGUGAACGCCGAGCGCCACAACAUGUGGAUCAACAUCGCCCACAAGGCCAACGAGCGCUUUGCCGACGCUCUGGGACCUCUCGGCGUUGAACAGGCCAAGAAACUCUACUCCAACUGCAAGCGGCGGCGGCGAGUUCGCAAGGAGAGGUCGGUCUAAGGAAAUAGAAAGAAUUUUCAAGAUAUCCGGAACGCUCUCAAUAUGACCGAUUCGAACAGUGUGAAAAAAAAGUUCGGUUAUUUUAUAGGAAAUUUUCGUUUCAAAGUCGUAUUGCUGUACGGAAAGUUGACAGUGAAGCUCAAAACUAAUAAAAUGUUAAAUUGAUUUUCGGAAAACAUCUUUUUUUCAAUGUCUUUCCCCUCAAGAUUUUUUUCUAUGAUGAAUCUUUAUAGUAUCUCGUUGAAACAGAUUAAAGUUGAAAAUCAUCAUUUUAAAAAAUUUUUUUAAUCUACUUCCCAAUUCAGAAGCGAAGAGGACAUGUGCCAGGCUUCACCACAAGGUUCUUCUGGAACUGAGCGCGAAGAAAUCAGCGACGACCCUCUGACCGACUUCAACUCCAACACCAGUUCGCUUCACUAUAUUUUCCCUUCAAAAACUAUCUUUUCUUCAAGAUUCAAACUCGACGGACCCUCUGGUGAGCAACUUCGAACAAUUGAUCCGAGGGCUCGACAGAAGCGCCGAAUUGGAUGAAAUGCGGAAUAAGUUGGCUGAGAAAGAGGCCGAAGUGGCGACGCUGAGAAAACGCGUCGCUGAGGUUACUAGGCAUAUUUCUGAACGUUGUGGUUAACUUUGUUGAAUUCAGCAAGCCGAAGAAUACGCCGUCAAGACAAAGGCCAUGCUGGAGUUGCUCAAAGUCGCCGUCGACAAGAAGACGUCCGACGAUAUCAAAUAUAUUCUAUCAAUUUGA